Messenger RNA from Acanthoscelides obtectus, 1080 nucleotides. The record is from the annotation of a GenBank genome assembly. NCBI's taxonomy places the organism in Eukaryota, Metazoa, Arthropoda, Insecta, Coleoptera, Chrysomelidae.
AUGUUCGACGUGUUCGGCUCCGUCAAGGGGCUGCUGAAGAUCGAUUCGGUGUGCAUCGACAACAAUGUCUUCCGUCUGCAUUACAAAGCCACGGUCGUCAUACUGGUUGCGUUCUCUUUGCUCGUCACUAGCAGACAAUACAUCGGAGACCCUAUCGACUGCAUCGUGGACGAGAUCCCGCUCAAUGUUAUGGACACUUAUUGCUGGAUCUACUCUACGUUUACGAUCCCGAAUCGACUUACGGGAAGAGUGGGACAGGAUAUAGUACAACCGGGGGUGUCGAGCCAUGUGGACGGUAAAGACGAUGUUAAAUACCACAAGUACUACCAAUGGGUGUGUUUCGUACUGUUCUUCCAAGCUAUGCUGUUUUACGUACCACGAUACCUGUGGAAAACCUGGGAAGGCGGAAGGAUCAAAAUGUUGGUGAUCGAUCUCAACUGCCCGAUUGUAAGUGACGACUGCAAGAACGACCGAAAAAGACUGCUAGUCGAUUACUUUACGACGAACCUCCAUAUGCAGAACUUCUACGCGUUCAGGUUCUUUAUAUGCGAGGUCCUUAACUUCAUCAACGUCGUCGGACAAAUCUUCUUCAUGGAUUUCUUCCUCGACGGCGAAUUCAGCACGUACGGUAGCGAUGUGUUGAAAUUCACGGAAAUGGAACCCGAAGAACGAGAAGACCCUAUGUCGAGGGUGUUUCCUAAAGUAACGAAAUGCACAUUCCACAAAUACGGUCCGUCAGGGUCGGUGCAGAAGUUCGACGGCUUGUGCGUGCUUCCUCUCAAUAUCGUGAACGAGAAGAUCUACGUGUUCUUGUGGUUCUGGUUCAUCUUCCUGAGCGUCCUAUCCGGAAUCUCUUUGAUCUACCGCUGUUGCGUCAUCGUCGGACCCAAGAUGCGUCUCUACCUCCUCCGAGCCAAGUGCAGGAUUGCAUCUGCAGAGCAAGUGGAAACGAUCGCCAACAAGUGCGAGGUCGGUGACUGGUUCGUUCUGUACCAGCUAGGCAAGAACAUCGAUCCGCUGAUCUUCAAAGAGGUAAUGUCGGAUCUAGCGAAGAAACUAGAGGGCAAAGAGACUGUAUAA